This is a messenger RNA of Camellia sinensis, 3437 nucleotides long. Its product is annotated as multiple C2 domain and transmembrane region protein 5. The record is from RefSeq and is a predicted model, not a curated record. Lineage: Eukaryota; Viridiplantae; Streptophyta; Magnoliopsida; Ericales; Theaceae.
UCUAAAAACAAGUAUGCUUUUCUUCAGCUUGUGAACUGAAAUUCAUAUAAAAAACAAUUGACAAAGAUCGAAAAUAGGUAACACUCGCUUCUUAUUACUCAUUGGUAGCAGAUCACUUCAUACGCUUAUACACCCAUUUUUCAAAAAUUUGUGCUGAUAAACCUCCAUGAGCAAUCUGAAGUUAGGGGUGGAGGUUGUGAGCGCUCACCACCUCUUGCCCAAAGAUGGGCAGGGCUCAGCUAGUACCUUUGUGGAGCUUCACUUCGAUAAUAUGAAAUUCCGCACCACUGUCAAAGAAAAAGAUCUCAACCCCGUUUGGAAUGAAACUUUCUAUUUCAAUGUCUCAGAUCCAAACAAGUUAUCUUACCUCCCUCUUGAAGCCUAUGUCUUCAACAAUACGCAAUCCAAAUCCUUCCUAGGUAAGGUUAGGAUCACAUCGACCGCAUUUGUCCCCCACUUUGACGCUGUUGUUUUGCACUACCCUUUAGAAAAACGGGGCAUUUUCUCACAUGUAAGCGGAGAGCUUGGUUUGAAAGUUUUUAUUACUGAUGAUCCUUCCAUUAAAUCUUCAAAUCCACUUCCUGCAAUUGAAAUGGAAUCUUCUGUGCAUACAAAUUCAUACUCGACCCAAGUUCACGCACCUGCUCAACAACGCCCAAGUUUUUUCCGAAACCUAUUUUCUAGCAACAAAACUGAGCCUAGACACACAUUUCAUCAUCUGCCAAACACAAGCCAGCCAAACCAACAGCCGAAACAACCACAUCAGUCUUCUGCUUCAGUGACCCAUCAAUCAGUGAAUUAUGGAGUUGAUGAGAUGAGAGCUGAGCCACAGGCUCGUAGUAUUGUGCGCAUGUACUCUGGUUCGUCUUCGCAGCCAGCUGAAUAUGCACUUAAAGAGACGAGCCCUUUUCUUGGAGGGGGACGAAUUGUUGGUGGCCGAGUUAUACGUGCAGACAAACCGAGCAGUACUUAUGAUCUUGUUGAACCAAUGCACUUUCUUUUUGUGAGAGUUGUGAAAGCCCGUGACCUUCACUCCAAGGAUUUGACUGGGGGCGUUGAUCCUUUUGUUGAAGUCAGAGUCGGGAACUAUAGAGGAAUCACGAAGCACCUUGAGAAAAACCAUUACCCUGAGUGGAAUGUGGUGUUUGCCUUUUCGAAAGAGAGACUCCAAUCCUCGAGCUUGGAUGUUGUCGUUAAGGAUAAAGAUAUGGUGAAAGAUGACUUUGUUGGGAUUGUUCGGUUUGAUCUUAAUGAGGUCCCAACACGGGUCCCUCCAGAUAGUCCGUUGGCUCCAGAAUGGUAUCGUCUUGGAGACAAGCAUGGGGAGAAAAACAGGGGGGAACUAAUGCUUGCUGUUUGGAUCGGCACACAAGCUGAUGAGGCUUUUCCUGAUGCUUGGCAUUCGGAUGCAUCCUCUUCUAUUGAUAGCUCACUGGGCUCGACACAUAUCCGCUCCAAAGUCUACCAGUCCCCAAGAUUAUGGUAUGUCCGGGUUAAUGUGAUUGAGGUACAAGACUUGGUUGUAGCUGAAAAGACUCGGUUUCCUGAUGUAUAUGUUAAGGCAGUGAUUGGUAACCAGGUUUUGAAGACGAAACCUGUUCAGGCUCGGACAAUGAAUGCACUCUGGAAUGAGGAUCUCAUGUUUGUUGCCUCUGAACCCUUUGAAGAUCAUUUAUUCCUUACAGUUGAAGACCGUGUUGCGCCCAACAAAGAUGAGAUUCUUGGGAAGGUCAUAAUACCAUUGCACUCUAUCGAAAGGCGUGUUGAUGAUCGGGUUUUCCAUUCCCGGUGGUUCAACCUCCAGAGAUGGAGUUCGGGUGAUGUGGAACAGUCAAAGAAAGAUGAAGAUAAGGAUAAGUUUGCUAGUAGGAUUCAUCUUCGCGUCUGCCUUGAUGGGGGGUACCAUGUGCUUGAUGAGUCAACUCAGUACAGCAGUGAUCUCCGGCCCUCAGCGAAACAGCUCUGGAAGUCACCAAUUGGUAUGUUGGAACUUGGUAUUUUAAAUGUUACUGCUCUCCAUCCGAUGAAAACAAGAGAUGGGAAGGGUACAUCGGACACAUAUUGUGUAGCAAAGUAUGGUCACAAAUGGGUUCGAACAAGGACAAUCAUCGACAGCUUGAGCCCAAAAUAUAAUGAGCAGUACACUUGGGAGGUUUAUGAUCCGGCCACAGUCCUCACUGUGGGGGUUUUUGAUAACAGUCACCUUGGUGACAUAAAUGGUACUCACAGGGACAUAAAAAUUGGAAAGGUUCGUAUAAGGAUCUCUACUCUUGAAACUGGCCGUGUUUAUACCCAUUCAUAUCCAUUGCUAGUUCUUCACCCUUCCGGAGUAAAGAAAAUGGGCGAGUUACAUUUGGCAAUUCGGUUUUCGUGCGUGUCAAUGAUGAACAUGAUGUAUAUAUACUCGCGACCCUUAUUGCCAAAAAUGCACUAUGUGAGGCCGUUGAGUGUAAUGCAGCUCGAGCAGCUUCGUUACCAAGCUGUCAACAUUGUUGCAGCCCGGCUUAACCGGUCUGAACCCCCUCUCAGGAGGGAAGUAGUUGAGUACAUGACCGAUGCAAAUUCACAUCUUUGGAGCAUGAGGCGGAGCAAAGCAAACUUUUACCGUCUAAUGUCUGUUUUCAAUGGAUUAAUUUCCGUUUGGAAAUGGUUUGGGGAAGUUUGUGCAUGGAAGACACCGAUCACGACCGUGUUAGUACACGUUCUCUUUGCGUUGCUCGUCUAUUUCCCAGAACUGAUCUUUCCCACGGUGUUUCUGUACAUGUUCUUAAUCGGGCUUUGGAAUUACAGAUUCCGCCCAAAAUACCCUCCCCACAUGAACACUAGAAUUUCCUAUGCUGAAGCAGUGCACCCUGAUGAACUCGAUGAGGAAUUUGACACAUUUCCUACAUCGCGAAAUGCAGAAUUGGUUCGGAUGAGGUAUGAUCGAUUGAGAAGCGUAGCUGGUAGGAUUCAGACUGUGGUGGGUGACGUGGCUACACAAGGUGAGCGGUGUCAGGCAUUGCUGAGCUGGCGUGAUUCGCGUGCUACAGUUAUUUUCAUAACAUUCUGUCUUCUUGCCACCUUUGUGUUGUAUGCGACUCCUUUCCAGAUACUAAUUGUCAUUGCCGGAUUUUAUGUGAUGAGGCAUCCGAGGUUUCGACAUAAGUUGCCGUCCGCGCCGAUCAAUUUCUUCCGGCGUCUGCCAGCUAGGACUGAUAGCAUGCUGUGAAUGAGUUCGUUCUUUGUUGUUUCUUGCUGAUUUUGUUGUCUGCCGACACAUCAUAUUAUGUUUUUUCUUGAAGGUAUUUGUAUAUUUUCGUGCUACUCUAUCAUGCUCAUGAAAGUGUACCCAGAUUUCACAUACUGGGAAACUGCAGAUUGUUAUAUAUAGUUUUUAUAUUGAGCUAUCCGAAGUGUAUUUUUGUUUUUUGUUUAAUAAAUCCAAGAUCUAAACA